AGAAUUAAUAAUUAUACAGUUCCUUCCUUAUCUUGAGCAAAAAAAAUGAUGGAUUCAAUGGCACUGAAAUCUCCUCAAUUCGCUUUGAACGGCGAAAAUUGUUACUGGCCGUCACUAAAUGGUCGUAAAUUCGCAUCUUCUUCUUCUUAUACAUCAUCAUUUUCUUGGUUAUUGCCAUUUGAUUAUCAGAAAUUGAAGGUAAGGGGAAAAUCAGCAAUAGUAGCAGCGGCCAAGAAAGAUAAUAAGAAAGGGAAGAAAGAGGACGCCCAUAGCUUUGUCGCGAAGCCCGAUGAAUCCACUGGCCCAUUUCCUGAAUCUGUCCUUCUUAAAGAGAGAAAGGUUGAGGAAGAUGGCAUGCUUAUGCCAGAGUUUGCAGAUGUAGAAGAACGUGAACUUUUCGAGGCUUUGAACCUGCAGCUUGAAAGUGAUAUGGAUUUUGAUCUAAUGCGGCACUAUGAAGUGGUAUAUCUAAUUCACGAGGAUCACAAGGAACAGGUUGAGAAUGUAAAUAUCAAAAUCCGAGAAUUCUUGAAGGAAAAGAAGGGGAAGAUAUGGAGAUUCAGCGACUGGGGUAUGCGAAGGCUGGCAUACAAGAUACAGAAAGCAAAGAAUGCACACUACAUCUUAAUGAACUUCGAAGUGGAGGCCAAAUGGAUAAACGAUUUCAAGAGCUUGCUAGACAAAGACGAGAGAAUCAUAAGACACCUUGUUAUAAAGAAAGACAAGGCAGAGACAUGGAACUGUCCUCCCCCUCCCGAGUUCCAAAGUUUAUAUGCUGGUACAAACGAUGACGAGGAUAUGGAUGAUGACGAGGAUUACGAUGAUGAUGAUGACGAGGAUUAUGAUGAUGAGGAUGACGUGGAAAACGAAGAUGAAGAUACUAUUAUAUAUGUGGAUGAUGAUGAAGAAGAAGAUAGUACUGUAGAAAAACAGGCAGUAGUUGCGGGAAAAAAGAACCAACAAGCUCAGAAAGUAGGUCGAUAGUUUUAACAUUAUCCAUCUUAAGUUGUUUGAUGAAUCUAUUUUGCAGUGGAUUUCAAAUUCUUAAUUAGUUCUCAUAAUUAGUUAAUUUGGAUGGAUUUUAAAUCCAUAUGAUAGGAGUCAUAUUUAAAUAUUUCAAAUUUAUUCGUUUAGAUUGAUUGA
This is a messenger RNA of Erythranthe guttata (spotted monkey flower), 1143 nucleotides long. RefSeq names its product protein REGULATOR OF FATTY ACID COMPOSITION 3, chloroplastic. Gene Ontology annotation, cellular component: ribosome; small ribosomal subunit. NCBI's taxonomy places the organism in Eukaryota, Viridiplantae, Streptophyta, Magnoliopsida, Lamiales, Phrymaceae. Gene Ontology annotation, biological process: translation. Gene Ontology annotation, molecular function: structural constituent of ribosome; small ribosomal subunit rRNA binding. The record is from RefSeq and is a predicted model, not a curated record.